AUGGUCAUUAUUAAAGACAUUGAGAUUUUUAGUCUCUAUGAGCAUUAUCUUGUACCUUUUACUGGAAAGAUGCACAUUGGUUACAUUCCCUCCAACACCGUCAUUGGACUCUCUAAGCUCUGCCGAAUCGCCGAGAUAUUCUCUCGUUCCAGCCACCUGUGCAUAGUAAUACGCGGUAUUGAAAAGACGAGCACGACGACUUUAAUAAGCUGUAUACUAGGAUGUUUUGAGACUAAGAGUGAGACGCGAUAUGAGUUUCUACAUCUGGUCGGCAUGAACCGGUAG
Fusarium vanettenii 77-13-4 is the source of this 285-nucleotide messenger RNA. RefSeq lists its product as uncharacterized. The record is from RefSeq and is a predicted model, not a curated record. Gene Ontology annotation, cellular component: cytoplasm. Gene Ontology annotation, molecular function: GTP binding; zinc ion binding; GTP cyclohydrolase I activity. Lineage: Eukaryota; Fungi; Ascomycota; Sordariomycetes; Hypocreales; Nectriaceae. The transcript has 4 exons. The coding region runs from base 1 to 285 and encodes 94 amino acids. Gene Ontology annotation, biological process: tetrahydrobiopterin biosynthetic process; tetrahydrofolate biosynthetic process.